Messenger RNA from Homarus americanus (American lobster), 2732 nucleotides. RefSeq lists its product as uncharacterized. The record is from RefSeq and is a predicted model, not a curated record. Bases 377 to 1135 code for a protein of 252 amino acids. The transcript is spliced from 6 exons. NCBI's taxonomy places the organism in Eukaryota, Metazoa, Arthropoda, Malacostraca, Decapoda, Nephropidae.
GAACGCCGCCUCGCACGGUCCUCAUCGCCACUAAGGCAAGCAAAGUGAUAGACGGAAGAAAACGGAGCCCGGGAACUGAUUUAUUUGACUCGAGGCAAAACUUCGCUUUAUCGUAGAGAGGAAAAAUCUAUAAGAUAAACAGGUGUAUUAUAACCAGACUAAGGGAACAAAAAAACUUGAUUCACUAACUGCAUCACUAAAUACAAUCUUAGGGGCUUUAUAUAACACCAGUAUAAACUACAAUUGAGAUUUAGGUAGCAAAGAAAAUGUUUUAUAGAUACAGUAAAACUUUGAUCACGAUGAACUAAUCAACUGUUCUGACAUACACGACCAUUGUCCGCCGACUAUCCAGUGUCAGCAAGCAGGGGGAGGGGGGAUGGUGUGGGCACGGGUGGUUGUGGUGUUGGUGGGAGUGUUGGGGGCCUGGGUGGAGGGACACGGGCGGCUAGUGGAUCCCCCCGCCCGCGGCACCAUGUGGAGACUAGGGUUUGACACCCCCGCCCACUACAACGACCACCAGCUCUUCUGUGGCGGGUUCUCGCGUCAGUGGGUGCAAAACCGCGGACGAUGUGGGGAGUGUGGGGACCCCUGGGACCUGCCUCGACCCCGACCAAACGAAGCUGGGGGCAUGUGGAGCACCGGGAUCAUCUCCAGGGUGUACCGGGAGGGCGAGGUACUGACGGUGACGGUUCACCUGACGGCGAAUCACAUGGGCUGGUUCGAGUUCCGUCUGUGUCCCAACAAUGACCCGACCCAGUACGUGAAGCAGAGCUGCCUUAAUAAACACGUCCUCCGCUUACUGGACUACCCCGGCACCAGGUACCACCUGAAGCACUCCCAGACCGGGCUCUUCCGUAUCCGUCUCCAGCUGCCACCCGGCCUCACCUGCACCCAGUGUGUCGUCCAGUGGCACUACACGACAGGCAAUAACUGGGGGUUCUGUAAGGACGGCAGCAACAAGCCCGGGUGUGGCCCCAGAAAGUGUUCCGCGGGUGCUCCGACAUCGCCGUCUACGAUCACAACGACCCCACCUACUUCCAGUUCGCCAACCUCACCAAAGAGUCAGACCUCUCCAAGUUCCUGCAGCUCAAGACACCGAGGAACACGACGGGAAUCCUUACGACGAUCAGUUUAAUCUUGACAAUAGUGGAUUUGUUGACCCCUUCGACACUACUGACGAUGAGGAAGGUCUUGUCCAGGGCGAGCCGGAUCACCUCACUAACUUCGAGGAUAAUUUCAAUCGUGAUUUCAAUGGAAGGAACGAAGUGACGCCCCCCUCUCAGUGAGUGGACCAGUCGUAAACCAGUUCUUGACCUUCCACAGAGACACCGACCCAACAUCUAAACCUUCUAUCACCUUCGUCGACGACAUCAAGUCAAAGAUUCACGACAACAACGACCAACAACUGUCCUCGGGCGUCCCUCUACCUAAAGAAACCUUCUCUCUCGACGGUCCCACCUUCAGGGAUCCCCAGUACUUCAACGAGAGACAAAACGCCCUCCCAAGCUCAUCACAAAAGAAAUAUGUGUCAUCUGAUGACUUCAGGAGAGCUAUACAGUUUGAAAGAGACGACCGAAGUAGUCAGCUAUCUGCCCCUACUCCCUUCCUGUCUCUUAUUAAUGAUGACAACAACCAGCCUGUGGUCAUCAACUCAUACGACAGGGUCACACCAAGCCCCUUGGGUCCUCCCUUGGUACUUCCUCACCCUCAGUCCCCCAGUCAACGGUCAAUUAUUACGCCGGGGAGAAUCCACUCAGUCCACUCAGACCAGCCGCCAAGUUACAGACCUCUAGCGAAAACGGCAGAGAGAACAGAUUCAGGAGACAGUAAUGGGGUGCGAGAAGGCGGCGCUCUCGUCACAACGGGGUCAACCGGUACCACUACAAGGCAUUGCUCCUGUGACGAUGCAAGUGUUGCAGAACCUUCCAGCACUAUUGCAAGGCGACGAGUCUUCUGGAAGUCCACCUUUAGCCUUGCAGGUGCCGCUGUCCAGCCUCAACAGUCAUGAGUCCAUCGAGCGUUUGCUCCUCCUUCAACGGGCCCUCACCCUCGCCUCCUCCUCCUCGAAUAAGCCGUCUCCCUUCGUCCUAAUCUUGGUCUAGGAGUGACGUUAUCCUCCGCCUCCUCCAGGAUAGAGGCCCCAUCGUCUUCAUCUUGGUUAUUUUAUGUUAUUUCUUGUUUAUUUACAUGUUUUCUCAAUCCUAAAUCCGUAGUCGACUUCAUAUUCAACUCCGAGUGAUGUCAAAUUGUUUUCCAAUUAACCUAAUACUUGUUUUCAAUUGAAGUCAUGUGGUCUGCAAAUGACGUUAUACUGGUCAACAAUGACAUCAUAUAAAUAUACUAUUAAUGUCAUAUAGGCCUGACAAUGACGUCAAUCUAAUUUACAAGUGACGCCAUAAUAAUCUCAGCACCGUCACACUUAUCUAUAAAUGAAAUAAUAUUCUCUAAGAGUGACGUCAUCAAUAGUACCAUAAAAAACGUAAGUUAUAAAGGAAAAACUAUUUUAUAAAUUGCUUUGUUGUACACAAUAAUCUGCCCUUGUUAUAUAGGUUAAGGAUCCAACGACUGUAAAUACAAAAGAACUGUAGAAUGUAGAAUCGGAAUGAGGUGUUUGUUGUUACUGUGACUACUAACACUGUUGUUGUAGCUGUUAGUUAAGUCAGAUUCUCUCUUGAGAUGAUGUAAGCAUUUACCUUUAGUCCUGAGUUAAGGUCUGAUUUGUAUAUGUUAAA